AAGUUGUGUAGAUCUUUGCCGGCAAUUGUUCUAUAAUUUCAAGAACAGCGUGCCUUCCAUAAUCCAAUUUCCAGCGUUUAUGUAUUCGUGAUACAGUGCAGUCCAGGCUGCGAUCGGCAUUUGGGGAAUAUAUAGUCGAGAUAUAGUCAAUCUUGAAAUUCAUUCGAGCAAUUGACACUGUGUAGCCAAGCGGCUUCGAGCGAGCGCUGCUAGUUGCGCGGAAGAAGCCUGCACGUUAUUACACGUCACUUACAUUUGCUCUACGAAACGCGAGUUAGUGAAUUGAGAGACAAUUCGUGGAAGUCUUUGAUGUCGAUCUUCCCGGGGAGACACGCCAGUAUUUCGGCGUCCGCGGAAGGACACAGUAGUGUUUGAUGUUUGUGUGUGUACAAAGAAAGGGAUGUAAACAAUAUCGGUGAUGCAGACAUCAUGAGCUAUGGGAAUUUGUUCACGGAAAGCCUCCAUCAUGUUGGUCUGGCCUAUAUCCAGCCCCACGUAGAGGAGCACCAGUCUUCCAGCAGACGACAGAACACAGUCACAAUGAUGUAUUCCACAUUGCCAGCAUUAUAUCAGUCACAACGAGUUUUAUGUUUAUCUCUAGCCUUCCAUUCGAGGAUGUAAUGAAAAUUUAUUUACAUGGUGUAUUCGGCAAACUGUGUUUAGUGUAGAUCUGUUGUUAUAUAACAGGAUUAAAACAAGUUUCGGCAGAGUGAAUUGUGACCCGUGGUCCAUGAGCUGUCGUUUUGCUGAAAACGUGUGAUUCUUGGUCUAUAAAUACCGACCAUAACUGAUUCUUAGUCCACACACUGUGGUCACUUGUCAACCUCGUGUGAUUCCUAGUCUACUGAUCGUUUGUCUACAUGUGAUCUUUAGUCUACAAAUACGAUUCCGUUGUCUACAUCGUGUGAUUGUUAGUCUACUGACCCUUUGUCUACAUAAUGUGAUUCGUCGUCUACAAGUAAUAUUUACUUGGUCUAUAUAAUGUGAUUCUUGGUCUACAUAUACUGGACUAUUGUCUACAUAAUGUGAUUCAGUCUACACGUACUGUUUACUUGGUCUAUGUGAUUCUUGGUCUGCAUAUACUGACACUUUGUCUACAUCGUGUGAUUGAUUCGUGGUCUACAAGUAAUAUUUACUUGGUCUAUAUAAUGUGAUUCUUGGUCUACAUAUACUGGACUAUUGUCUACAUAAUGUGAUUCACAGUAUACACGUAUUGUUUACUUGUUCUAUGUGAUUCUUGGUCUACAUAUACUGACACUUUGUCUACAUCGUGUGAUUGAUUCGUGGUCUACAUGUACUGACCAUCUGUCUACAUCGUGUGAUUCUAAUUUUACAAAUACUGAAUACUGUGAUUCGUAGUAUACAAGUACUGAUUAUAAAUCUACAUAAUGUGAUUCAGUCUACAAAUACCAUACCUUUGUCUACAUAAUGUGAUUCCUAGUCUAUAAAUACCAGACCUUUGUCUACAUAAUGUGAUUCCUAGUCUAUAAAUACCAGAUCUUUGUCUACAUAAUGUGAUUCAUAGUUUACAAAUACUGGACCUUUGUCUAUAUAAUGUGAUUCCUAGUCUACAAAUACCAGACCUUUGUCUACAUAAUGUGAUUCGUAGUAUACAAGUACUGAGUAUCUGUCUACAGAGUGAUUCUUAGCCUACAAAUAACUGUGAUCUUUAGUAUAAAAUACGCCCGAGUCUACAUCCUAUGAUCAUUUGUCGACACAUCGUGCUUCCCGUCGUCUACAUCAUCUCGUGUGACCCUCCAUCUCGAAAUAUUGAUCCUGUAUCUACAUACGCAACCGUGUGAUCCUUAGUUUGACGAUGUCGCCCACGUGGCUGCUCCGAUCUCUGAUGGUCCUCCUCGUCCACGUAGUCGUCCUGUGCCAAGGAAAACUCGACGUCCACUUCCACGCGCUGAUACCUCACCACUUCGCGUGGGCGGAGGAAUUCAAGCGUGCGCUCCUGUCCAAACUGUGGAGCUUCCGGCGAGACCGGCGCUACAUGAGCAUGUUCCGGACGUUCCGGGCCACGACGAACGUGACGUUCUUAAAACAGGACAGUCCGGACGAGAUCCUGAACACGUUCUGCGACGUGGUGUUCCCCUCACACACCACCGUCAUCCUGCACAUCAACAACCCACUCUCCAUCAGGCGCAGGACGUCUGCUAAUCAGUAUGUUAAUGAGCUCACGGACUUUUUCGGGAUUCCGCUCAUAUCGUGGGACGCCGAGUUUUCAGGGUCAAGUUAUGCAUUACAAGAGGCAAGGACGUUACAGAUAGCGCCCACGAUCCAACACAUGUCUUCCGCCAUGCUCAAGUUGUUGAUGCGCUACAACUGGACAGACUUCGCCAUCGUCACAACGACAGUCGCCGGGAACCAAGAUUUUAUAGCCUCGAUCAGGUCGAAGGCAGAAGAAAGUCAAAACGCGCCCAAAUACUCACCAGACGGCGUGUCGAGAGUAAGAUUCAAGAUUCUGUGUGAGCUCAUCUUAAGGGAUGCCAAAAACCAAACACGUUCCAUGCGCGAGAUGGGUGAACUCAUCAGGUCUAAUGUACGUGUUAUACUGCUGCACUCAAGUGGACUUGAGUCCAAAUAUAUUCUAGAUUAUGCAAGAGCUAUGGGUAUAACUACUGCCGACUAUGUGUGGAUUCUCACUCAGACGGCUAUUCCCACAGCCAAGAUCGCCCCUUCGUCUUUCCACUUGGGAAUGCUGGGUGUUUCCUACGACCACAGCCGCAACUCGAUGGAGAAUGCGAUCAAGACGGCAGUGACGAUAUGGGUGACGGCCCUCAAGGACAUCGCCAGCAAGCGCGGCGUGGCGUCCAAACUGAAUAUCGUGCCGCACCAAACCUGCAACAGCACGGGCAAGAUCUACUGGGAGGAAGGAAAACACAUGUACAGAUAUAUGAAAAAUAUUUCAAUUACAACACCUACACCGAUAGCCUUUAAUGAAUCUGGGACUCUGAGAUAUACAGAAUUAAAAAUAAUCAACAUCCAGCAACGAGUGGUCGGUAAAAAGUGGAUUGAGGUUGGAAGAGUGAAGCAAAACGAGCUGAUAAUGCAGGACAUCACGUGGCCAGGAGAAGCCUCGAUUCCACCUCGAGGCAAACCGGAAAAGAGCUUCGUGCGAAUCGCCACGCUCAGAGAGAACCCGUAUGUGAUUUACGUGAAACCGGAAGCCAACAACCAAUGCACGGAGUCGGCGGCGAGAUGUCGCAUCUACGAGCGAGACGAAAACAAGAAAAAGAUUUACAACCGCACAACAGACUGGUGCUGUGUAGGACUCAGUAUAGAUUUACUCAAACAGCUCAGUGUUCAGCUCGAGUUCGACUUCGACUUGUUUGAAGUGGAAGAUUUUCAGUGGGGAGCCCUGGAUUCAACGACAAAACAGUGGAACGGCUUGGUCAGAGUGUUAAUCGACGGGAAGGCGGAUAUGGUGAUGACGUCAUUGAAAAUAACCCCAGAGAGGAACGCGGCGGUGGAUUUUUCAGUUCCGUAUUUGGAAACUGGCAUCACGAUCGUCGUCUCCAUCAGAGAGGGAGCCAUUUCCCCUACAGCCUUCCUUGAGCCCUAUGACUAUCCGUCGUGGUGCUUAAUAUUGGUGUUUUGUGUUCACACUACUGGGACCUCAAUUUUCAUAUUUGAGUGGCUGAGUCCGUACGGUCUGAACCAAGGAAAGACCACUUUGAGAGAACACAAGUUCUCGUUGUUUCGCUCGUUCUGGCUGAUCUGGGCGAUGCUGUUCGGGGCGGCGGUCUCCACGGACACGCCCCGGGGUAUCGCCAGCCGCAUGAUGGCCAACCUGUGGGCGCUGUUCGCCCUCGUCUUCCUCGCCAGCUACACCGCCAACCUGGCAGCCUUCAUGAUCACCAAGGAGGAGUACUUCGACCUGUCCGGGAUCGGAGACUGGCGGCUUAAAAACCCCACGGCUAUGCAACCACCUUUCAAGUAUGCAACGAUUCCGAACGGAAGUACGGAGACGAACAUUAAAAACAACCACAAGGAUAUCUACCGAUACAUGAAGAAGUUUAACCUGCCCACUGUGGAGGAAGGAAUCCUUGCGUUAAAACACCAAAAAAUCCACGCGUUUAUCUACGACGCCACUGUGUUGGAGUACUACGUGGGUAAAGACAAGGGCUGUCGUCUGCGGACCGUGGGCAGCUGGUACGCGAUGACCGGGUACGGCGUCGCCUUUCCGCGCGGGUCGCCGUGGGUCAACAAAGUCAACAGAGUUCUACUACAGCUCCAGAAUGAUGGUGAAAUGGAGAGACUUCAGAAAUUUUGGCUUGCUGGUGCAUGCCACAAAAUGAAAGAAAAGAAGGGGGUCUCAAGCCACACUUUAGGGAUAUUGAAUUUCACAAGUGCUUUCAUUUUACUGGCGUGUGGCAUGGUGCUAGGUGGGAUUCUCUUAGCACUGGAACACUGCUAUUUUAAGUUCGGGCGAGACUGCAUGCGCAAAUGUAACAAGUCUGGAUGCUGCACGUUGAUUAGUUUGAGUCUAGGAAAAUCUCUAACUUUUGAACAGUCUGUGAUGGAAGCUAUAGAUCUUCAUAAGAAGACCCGAUGUAAGAAUGCUAUGUGUGAGACCCAGAUGUGGAAACUGAGACAUGAACUCGACCUGGCCCUUCUCAAGAUAGACAAUCUACAAAACUCAAUAAGAAAAGAAGAAGACAACGACGACGAAGACAACAACAGGGACAUUAUUUUAAGAAGCAAGCAGCAGCAGCAGCAGCAGAGACCACGUCAGCCCAAUGGAGUCCCAGGACGUCGUGUGCACUACGACGACGACAACAGAGUGGACCGCCACCCCGUCACCGGGGCGUACCACGUGAAAAGAGCCAACCCUUCUAAGAGGGACAACCUUAAUUUAGUCAACAGACGCAGCCCAACCACAAGAAGCAACUACGAUCCUUCCAACGGCAUCGACUGGUCUGGUCCUCACAGAUCCCCAUUGUUAGAACCUGCCAACAGACAUACUCUAAGCGACGUGUCGCCAACCUCCAAAGCUAAUUUUAGGCGCUCACCAAGUUAUGUGUCGGCGAUUAGUGAAGACAGCCCAAACUCUGAAAGUGCGGAUUUACAAAAUAGAACUAGAGUGUAUGACGGUAAACUAUACUUUGGUGUGGAUUGUAGUGACAAUAAUUGUGAGGCUGAAAGUGAAUUUUAAAGUGUUACUGUUGACAUUUCUAUUGUUAGUAUUAGUAGCCGAAAAAACUCCCGAUUUUGUUCUUCAAGAAGAAAAGUAUUCAUUAUCGUGUGUUUAUACAAUCACAUAUUUGUAAAUAAAGUUAGUACUGAGACAACGUUUCUGUUUAUAAGGAAAGGUGAGUUCGUAUUUAUGUGUACAGACGAUGAAUUUUGUUAUAAUAUUCACAAUAUGCAGGGGAUAUUUGUGAUAUAAGUCAGUAAUAUGACAACAGCCUACAAUGACCAGACUUGAGUCCAGAGCGUUCCCAGUGAAUACACAUAGGGCAUCAUCAAGCAACAUCUUCUGGCCAGUCUUGAGUCUAGAGCUUUCCCCAUCGAAUACAUGAUGGACAUCAUUAGGCAACAUCUUCAGUAACAUGCAGAGUUAGGCGCCGUGGUAUAGAAUUGUGACAAGGGGAUUCUGCAUAUACUGUAAAUCAAGCCUGGCUUGACAGAAUCAACGCUAUUGACAUCUACGUGUAUACUGUUCUAGUUUGGUAACCACAGAACAAUGACAGAAUCAACGCUGUUGAUAUAUACGUGUAUACUGUUCUAGUUUGGUAACCACAGAACACUGACAGAAUCAACGCUAUUGGCAUCUACAUGUAUACUGUUCUAGUUUGGUAAGCACAGAACACUGACAGAAUCAACGCUAUUGACAUCUACGUGUAUACUGUUCUAGUUUGGUAACCACAGAACACUGACCGAAUAUUGGACUUGAGGGUCAAUCUCGACCCGGACCCGAGUACCCGACAUUUACUAGACCUUAUAAUGAUAAAGAGACUAAGGAAUACAUUAAACCAGCAUUAUGCAUCUUAAUUCCAGAGCUGAACAUGAAUGCCAAAUCAUGCCAUUGUAUUUAGAAACCAGUUGAUACGUUCAGUAUUGUGAUGGAUAGCCAGAUUAAAAAAAGAAAUUAGCACAUGAUCAUAUAAUGAUUAGUUACUGCUGAAAUGCAUGUCCUAUAUACUGUCUCACUUGUACGGGUACUCGAGUCCUACAAACGGACACGACCCGAAAACUGCUACUGGAUGAUACCACGCGUUUCUAAUGUAUUAAUCGCAUAAUUGCCCCCACCUCCCUCCCCCAAGCAUCAGUCUUCCAUCCUAUCUUGGUCUGGUUCAGGUGUAUCUUUAUAUCCUGGCAUAAACAUUUGAUGACCAUGUCAUGUCACAUCAUUGUUUCAGCUUUGCUAUUAAAUACAAUUAUUUAAGAUA
This is a messenger RNA of Gigantopelta aegis, 6398 nucleotides long. RefSeq names its product glutamate receptor ionotropic, NMDA 2B-like. Gene Ontology annotation, biological process: synaptic transmission, glutamatergic; monoatomic ion transport; modulation of chemical synaptic transmission. Lineage: Eukaryota; Metazoa; Mollusca; Gastropoda; Neomphalida; Peltospiridae. The record is from RefSeq and is a predicted model, not a curated record. Gene Ontology annotation, cellular component: plasma membrane; postsynaptic membrane. Gene Ontology annotation, molecular function: transmitter-gated monoatomic ion channel activity involved in regulation of postsynaptic membrane potential; NMDA glutamate receptor activity.